AAUUUCAAUCAAACUUGACAGACAAGGAAAUUAUGCGCUCCGCUAUGUUCACAAAUGUAUUUGAAUUAUUCAUUUCUUUGUCUUCUUUAUUAACAGUUUAUUUUCAGGAAAAGUCGCUGUUAUCAUGAGUUGCAGUCCGGUUGGCAGAAAUCUUGAAUGUUUAUGUUUAAUUGAUCAUCCACCUGCUGACUCCAUGCUGGAGAACUUUGCUACUUUGUAAUGGUGUUUUACUACUUCUGACGAAUCAACAUUUUGUGGUGUUUAUUCUCUUUGAAAUAUAAAGUUUUCUAUCGUCAAUAAAACAAUCAUCGUCUUUUAAUGGUCGGAAUCGAAGGAUUAUAUCAAUAUAGUGAAGUUAUAGCAGAAUAAUGGCAGGUAUUACUAUAUUAUUUCUUUUUCUUCUGUCAAUUUACUGCCUCUAUUGAGCACCUGUUAAAUAUAGUACAAUAAGUUUAUUCCAUUCAAGACUCAGAUACUAAAAAAAUAAAGAAUGAUUUACAACUAAGAGUCGAGUCUGAAUUUUGCAAGCUUCUAAAGACUGGUUUACACCAUCGAAAUUUCUGUGAUCACAGUAGGAAUUUUGCAUGGGUAAAUUCUAAAUUUUGAAGGAUUUGUAAGAAAUAUUUGAGGAAACUGACUCCCUGUUUAACACUGAAUCAGUUCCCUCAAUCCUUCAAAACAUAGAAUUUACCUUUACAAAAUUCCUACUGUGAUCACAGAAACUUUGAUAGUGCAAACCAGGCGCCAAAGUCUUAUUAACGUCCGGUUCUCCCGUUUGUCUUUGGUCGAGACACGAUAGGUUCGUUGUUUCCAUCAAAUUUGUUUGAAGAAUGGAAGUAUUUUUGUAAUGUUAUUAAUUUUUCCUAACAUACAAACGACAUAAUUACAUAACACACAUACAGAAUGCUGGGCAACUACAACAGACCGAAUAAAGUGGACCCUCUGGAGUGUAAUAAUUCUCAGCUCACUACUAGUAUAUAGACUUGUCGUUAAUGUAAAACAUGUUAGAUAAAUAUAAACAUCACAUAAGUCAAAGAUGAAAUGAGUUGCAUUUUGUAAAAAACCACUACGUUUCUUCGUAUAUUUAAUUUCAUUUAUAGCUAUGCAAACCUGAACUAAACCUAAACUUAAACUAAAACACGAAUUCUUCUAUUUUAGUUCCAAUUCCAGUAAUAGCUGGCGUCGCUGCAGUGGUUUUAAUAAUAAUUCUGUUGAUAAUCUUCAAGAUUCUACGCAAGAGGAAGCAAUCUGCUUCGGAAGAGGCUGGCAAAGGAGAAUAUCAAAAACUUGAAAGUGGCGAGCGUGGAAGCGAGGCUGGCCUUGAGGAAGGGAAUGAAAUAGUUGAAAAUGAAAGCGGAGGAAAAGGGAAGAAGAAAAAGCGAAAGAAAGGUGGGAAAUCGAAAGGAAAGAGUAAACGGAAAGAAAGCCGGGAUUUAGAAAGUGAAGAGGGAGCAGGACUCAAUGAUUCUAGCGCUUUCACUGAGGACUUAGCAAUUCCUUUGAUAAGUAGACUUCAGUUUUCUAUAUCAUACAGUCCUACAAGUAGACAAAUACUACUAACUAUCCAUCGCGGAGAAAACCUUGACUCAGGUUCAGCAGCGAGUUUCGAAGUACGUGUGACACUCCUGCCGUCCAAACGGCAAAAACUCAAAACAAAAUCUCAACCGUCUGGAAGUCCAGAAUUUAAUGAACUGCUAAUGUUUAAUGAAGUGUUUCCAGAGGAUCUUGAACUGGCCACGUUACGUGCCAGGGUUUAUAGACUCACUGGUCGACAGAGAAAGUUGAUUGGGGAAGUAAGAGCAGACCUAAAGGCGGAUUUAGGCCUGGACACUAGUUAUGUUGAUCAGCUUUGGCGGGAGUUGACGCCAGCUGCAGAUAUAGCGGUAAGAUUAUUGAAUGACUUGUUGUUUGAUUGACUAGCUUCAUUAUUCAAGAAGUUCACACUGAGUCUCAUUUCUAGGAUGAUAUCUCAGACACGCAGUUCGUGAUAGAUCCUGAAAGUGUUCUUGCUGCUCCUAAAGAGACCGUGCCAAUGCUACUGAUAUCUCUUCAAUAUAAAACUGUCACUGGGAGACUUACUGUAGAGAUUAUCAAAGCAAGGCACAUGAAAACACUGAAUGUACAAAAAGCGCCAGGUAUGGACGUUGUGGAAUGAUUAUAUGUUGAAUAUACACGCGUUAAAACGCACAAGUUGUAACAAACCUGCAGCAAUGCUGUUCCAACAACUUGUUAACAGGAUGUGUUGACAGUGCUUGUACCCUGCAGCUUGUUGACAAGUUGUCAACGGCUUGUUGGCAACUUGCUACAAGGUUGUUGAGCUCAACAGACUUGUUACAAGUUGUUCCAACAACUCGUUAUUGUCCUGCAAUUCAAGUUGUUAACAAAUUGUGAGUGACAAUCUUUUAGCAACUUGAUAAAAUAACAACAUUUUUACAACUUGUUGACAAGCUUGCUACACUAGGUAUAGUGCAGCUUGGGGGCCUAUCACAAUACAUUGUUUUUCUUUUUCACUUAUUAAAACAUGUUUUAUCAUUUUACCAGAGGCGUUUGUUGAAGUCUCCCUGCUCAAUGCUAAUGGCGGUGAAAUUUCGAAUCAGAAGACAGGUGUUUGCAAGGGAUCGUUUCAUCCGGCGUUUGAAGAAACUUUCUACUUUCCUGCGAUAGAAUUUGAUCUUACCGGCUUGACCUUGGUAUUCUCUGUAUAUUGUAAGAAAUUUCGUAAGAAAGAGCUGAUUGGUUGGUUUGGUAUUGGCCGUGAGAGCACUGGGGAGAAAGAACAGUUACAUUGGGAUGAAAUGAUUGACGCGCGCGGUGAGCCAAUCAAAGGUUGGUAUGUCUUGAGUCAAGAAUAG
This is a messenger RNA of Paramuricea clavata, 2852 nucleotides long. Lineage: Eukaryota; Metazoa; Cnidaria; Anthozoa; Malacalcyonacea; Plexauridae. The record is from the annotation of a GenBank genome assembly.